This is a messenger RNA of Ectocarpus siliculosus, 285 nucleotides long. NCBI's taxonomy places the organism in Eukaryota, Phaeophyceae, Ectocarpales, Ectocarpaceae. The record is from the annotation of a GenBank genome assembly.
AUGCAUAUGGUGCACCGUGGUAAGUCUAUUCUGGACAUUUCCGGUUUCGGGGAUCCCGCCUCAACGGAAAAUGUGCUGACGAUCGACAAUUGCGACGGCAGAAGAUCAAGUCGCCAUCCCUAUCUCGACAAUCGUGGCAACGAAGAGGAGCCUUCUGAUGAGUACGCCGGAUGUGUCUCGCGCUACGGCGAUGCCUGCGAAGCCCGCUACUCCGCGACGGAUAUGAGCCCAGCGGUAGGUCCGGUCGGCAAUGAACGACUCUCCUGCUCGUGCCUGACGACCUAA